AUGACCGAUACCCAACUCACUGAUCAAUUUCUGUAUCAGAUCUCGCUGAAGAACGACCCGGCCGUAAACGUCAGCUCCUGCAAGCGUGUACCGUACGUAAUCGAUCUUAAUCAGGGUUCGUACGCCAAUGGUAUUAUCACUAUCGAUUCCACAGCUCAGCUAAAUGGCGCUGAGGAAUUUGCUUGCCUUCGUGAUGCGUAUGUAGUCAUUCCGUACAAGGUUAGUAUGAUGAAUACCCAUACAAGUACUGCUCUUGCAGCUGUUGCUAAAUGUCUAUCGGUCGGCCUGAAAUGUGGUGUUUGGAAUGUUAUCGAUGGCAUGUCUCUUCAACUCAAUGGUAAAUCUGCUAUAAGUAUGAGUGAGUUUAAGCACUUUGCUAAUAACCUCUGA
Messenger RNA from Phytophthora nicotianae INRA-310, 390 nucleotides. RefSeq lists its product as hypothetical. NCBI's taxonomy places the organism in Eukaryota, Oomycota, Peronosporomycetes, Peronosporales, Peronosporaceae. The coding region runs from base 1 to 390 and encodes 129 amino acids. The transcript has a single exon. The record is from RefSeq and is a predicted model, not a curated record.